UCAGUCCGGAUCUAGACUGCAUCGUUAUGACCUGGGUUGUCGCUUGUAUAUUCAUCUAUCAGGCGGUCACUGUCCUGUCACAAAGGCCAUUCUCCGGUCCGUGCCCUAAACAUGCCGCGCAGGAAGGUUUCGAUAUGGGAAGUUUUUUAGGAGUUUGGUACGAAAUCGAGAAGACUUCACUAGUUCAAGACGGUGUUCGUUGCAUAAAGACUAAGUAUAUAAAGACCAAUGAUGGGAAAUUAACUCUGACCACCACUGGUAUCAAUUUGCUUGGUAUCGAACAGAGUUCUAGAGGAGAAGCUGUACUGGAAUCGCUCGAUCCAGCGACAUUAUUGGUCCAAUAUAAUACAAUUAUAGGUCUUCCCGUAUCUACGACAUUAAAGAUUUUGGAUACAGAUUAUAAAAAUUAUGCUGUGGUAUGGUCGUGUUCGCCGGUUUUGGGACCUUUAGGGCAUACAGAAAAUUUAUGGCUGUUAUCUCGAAAAACGUCGAUGGAUCCGGAUGUCAGAAAAACGUUGAUGGAAAGAUUGACAACGUUGAAUAUUGAUCACGAAGGACUUCGAACUAUCAGUCAUCAAAAUUGCACAUGAAUAAUUUAUUACUUGUUUAAUAAUAAUGGCGACGUGACAUUGAUAACUUAUUAAAUAUUCAUAACAUCUUUAUGUAAACUCGAAGUGAUUAAA
Messenger RNA from Centruroides sculpturatus (bark scorpion), 683 nucleotides. Its product is annotated as apolipoprotein D-like. The coding region runs from base 27 to 590 and encodes 187 amino acids. The record is from RefSeq and is a predicted model, not a curated record. NCBI's taxonomy places the organism in Eukaryota, Metazoa, Arthropoda, Arachnida, Scorpiones, Buthidae. The transcript is spliced from 5 exons. Gene Ontology annotation, molecular function: pigment binding.